AUGGUAAUGGUGAUGAAGAGCGCCUAUGAAACCUCGGUCAAUCACGGCAUACCGGUAUCAAGCCAGCCCCUCUGCUCUCACAAGCUGGCAUUACUUACUGCCUCUCGCUGGAAGCGCGAAUCUGGCGAUACUGGUCGAUAUAUUGCGCAAAAUAUCAAAUUCGAACGAACGACAUACGUAUCACCGUGGCGCAGUCGCGUGAUGAACCUUCUCUGCGUCAUCCUCCCCGCUUGCCAUGCAGCUCAAGUCACGGCCAGAGCUCUAGACAGCUUCGAGCUUCUUCGGGAAGAACCACGGCCAGGGAUCAUUCUUCUUUCCGUGGCUGACCAUACAGUAGAAUACCCUAGCCGACCCGCUGACAGAGGCUUACUGCAUGCCUCGAUCCCUUGGGAGAGCAACACUGAUACGCUCGUCUUCUCCCGCGCUUCUGUUUCUGCUCGCCCUCCUCACAACACACAAUCAGGACUAGAAGUCGAUGGUCUAUUGAGAGCCCAAAGUCCUGUCAAAGACAAGAAGCCCGCCCUCGAACGACACAUAUCUCAUAUCCCUCAAGACGACGAGGAAGACAACGCGGCGGCCGAUGAUCACUUGAAGCCUGAGGGAGGUUUUGCGAACAGGAUCAAGAACAAACUCAAGAAGACCGUCUCGCGCGAAUCACGAGGGGACCAUUGCGACGAAAAGACUCGUCCAACCUCACCUCGAAAAGGCCAUACUCGCUCAAGCUCCGGACUUGAAGUAUCGGGUGUGAUGCGCUUUGACCCUGAUCAUGAGGAGCCUGAGGAUGAGCAUUCCAACAAGCCAAGUCUGAUUCGGAAGCUCACCAACGCACGAUUUCUUCCAUUCCGCAUGACGAUUAUGACAGCGAUGGCGAAGGACCGAUUUAAAGGAGCGGAAGCAGAGGUCGAAAAUCAGGUACUUCACUUUUUGUCGCAUCUGAAAGCGUCGUCGGUCGACAUCUCUCUCUCUCUCUCUUGGGCUAUCAUUUCGUGUAUUGAUCUCACGCCGUUCAUGGACGCCACAGAUCGGAUGGCAGCAAAGCUUGAUAUCUUGAUAGAUUUUGUAAGACUGCUAAUUGGGGUUCAAGCACCGCUUUAUCAAACCCUGACAGAAAUCACAGAUGAGUGA
This is a messenger RNA of Pseudocercospora fijiensis CIRAD86, 1125 nucleotides long. RefSeq lists its product as uncharacterized. The transcript has 9 exons. The record is from RefSeq and is a predicted model, not a curated record. NCBI's taxonomy places the organism in Eukaryota, Fungi, Ascomycota, Dothideomycetes, Mycosphaerellales, Mycosphaerellaceae. Bases 1 to 1125 code for a protein of 374 amino acids.